Molecule: messenger RNA, 4881 nt
Organism: Drosophila santomea
Lineage: Eukaryota; Metazoa; Arthropoda; Insecta; Diptera; Drosophilidae
Exons: 9
Coding region: 238-4749 (1503 amino acids)
Source: RefSeq, a predicted model, not a curated record
GCAGCAGCAGUAAGCUUUUAUCAGUCGACGAGUGAGUUCGACCAGAACAACAAGUGUGUCCUCCAAAGUAUUUUGUCAAGUGUAAGGCACUUGGCUUUUCAAAUACAUAUUGCUGGUAUAACAAGAAACCGAGAAGUCCUACAUUUUUCGCUGAUCUAGUGCGGAACCUAAGUGAAAUUGCAAAAUUACGAAAGGCGUGGCACCGAGAGUAUUUUUUUUCGUGUUUUGCAAGGAAAAAUGCCGAAUGACGACGGAGCACGAGGUCAACCAAAGCACCGCAAUAGGAACAGGUCACGAGCUCGUCCUUGCACGCCGGAAAAUCUUCUAGAGAAUCACUUGCAAAAGCUUUUGGAGGAGCAGGAGCUGCUCCACAACCUGUUGGUCAGCAAUCGUCCUGGAAUAAAGCCGCAGUUGGAAGAUCUGGGCGGCGAAAGCAACUAUGAGUUCGACAUCCAGGAUGAGGAUGGCGUUGAUGAGCAAUUGCCCAGCUUUAAGUUGCAGCAGAAGUCGGUGCAGGAGGAGCAAACGGAGCUCAAUAACCAACUACGUUCCGUAAUUCUGGCCGAGGAUGUGGAGCCAUCGAGUCCUGGGAACUUGGAAGAUCUGGCAACAAUUCCAUUACGAACAUCUCCAAUUCUGGCCGAAGAUGUGGAGCCAUCGAGUCCUCCGAAAUUUGAAGAUCUGCCAACAAUUCCAUUACGAAGAUAUCCAAUUCUGGCCGAGGAUGUGGAGCCAUCGAGUCCUGGGAACUUGGAAGAUCUGGCAACAAUUCCAUUACGAACAUAUUCAAUUCUGGCCGAGGAUGUGGAGCCAUCGAGUCCUCCGAAAUUUGAAGAUCUGCCAACAAUUCCAUUACGAAGAUAUCCAAUUCUGGCCGAGGAUGUGGAGCCAUCGAGUCCUCCAAACUAUGAGGAUCUACCAACAAUUCUAUUACGAACAUCUCCAAUUCUGGCCGAAGAUGUGGAGACAUCGAGUCCUGGGAACUUGGAAGAUCUGGCAACAAUUCCAUUACGAACAUAUCCAAUUCUGGCUGAAGAUGUGGAGCCAUCGAGUCCUCCAAACUAUGAGGAUCUACCAACAAUUCCAUUACGAACAUAUCCAAUUCUGGCCGAAGAUGUGGAGCCAUCGAGUCCUCCGAAAUUUGAAGAUCUGCCAACAAUUCCAUUACGAAGAUAUCCAAUUCUGGCCGAAGAUGUGGAGCCAUCGAGUCCUCCAAACUAUGAGGAUCUACCAACAAUUCUAUUACGAACAUCUCCAAUUCUGGCCGAAGAUGUGGAGCCAUCGAGUCCUCCAAACUAUGAGGAUCUACCAACAAUUCCAUUACGAACGUCAUCUCCAAACUAUGAGGAUCUAAGGACAAUUUCCUCUCGAGCGACUCCAAUUCUGGCCGAGGAUGUGGACUCAUCGAGUCCUCCGAAAUUUGAAGAUCUGCCAAGAAUUCCCUCACGAACGUAUCCAUAUCGAACCAGGAACCACAGCUUGAUCCCGCUGCCCAUCACAGUGGGCAGCUGCACACCACCCAAGGUCAUAGGUCAGGGCUUCGAUACGCCCUUUCACUACCCCGAGUUUGUUGCCAAAAACGAGCGAAGUCGUGUAAAGUACAUCUUCAGUUUGGUGGACAGUCUGGCAUUGCAAAUGAAGCGAUCACUCAAGCUAAACAAGCAUUCGAUGGCCGAGGAAGCCGUGGAAAAGGCAGCCACUGGAGCUGUGCCCAAAGCCAGGCGCAAACAGAAACUCCAAAUAGAUCGAGUGGGCCAUGCCAAGUACACGAUCACUGUCAAUUCUCGUUUAAAGGAGCCCAAGCCACACAAUCAGUCCAAACACCAUCGUUUGGCCAGGAGUAAGGUGCAUUCGCAUAACAAAUUGCCGGAGAUACUCGAUAUCGAUUGUGAGUUCGGAAUGGAGUUUAUUGAAAAGUUUCGUGCCAACAAGGUUCGAGAUGAAAGCAGAGCCGAGCCCGUAAACGUAUCCGUAUCUGAAAGUGGCCAAGAAAAACAGGUUGAUAGUGCGGAUGCUAAGGAAAAGGAAGUGCCCCAGAUCGACGAAGAAUGUAAUGAAAGUGAGAUAACUAUUACACCGAACUCGGAUUUCUCAAGCGAACUCUCAUUUCUUGAGCUUGCGAUGGCCGAAGCAUUCAAAAAGCAGCGAAGACAUAAGAAGAAAAACUACAGCUUCAUUUCGCGACCAAGUACACCCAUCACCAGACCGACUACGCCCAUCAACGAUGAUGUGCCCAGUACAUCGGCAGAGGCAAAGUUCUAUCAGCAGUUAAGAGGUCAAUCGGAGCCCGAGAAAAGCGAAUCAAAUGUCUUAAACACAUGGCAGCUGCUAAGGGCCAGAGGACCGCCACCAUUGCAGGAUUGGCAAUGGAAUAUCGUUCUGUUUAUGAGGAAUUUUAAUAAAGAAAAGAGACGAAGGGAGCGCCUAGCAAAUAAGGACACAACUUCCAAUCCGGAACCCGUGAGUAAGCUGAGUAAACUGAGAAAACUGAAGGAAAGAGAGCUGCGUAGAAACGAACUGCGACGGAAAUACUCGUAUGUGCCCAUAGAAAGGCCAAAAAUACGCCCCAAGUUCUAUAAAGCCAUUAAAGAGCAAAAGGAAUGGUUAAAGGCGGAACAAGACUUUAAAAAAGUUCAGUAUCUAACAUUCUACAGACCACAAGAUCUCUACGAGCCCGAGAUCAAAUGGUCGAAAAAGCAACUGCAUGCCAUGCGACGCAGAUUGUUCAAUGUUGUCCCUAGAAGACCGAUAGAACCCUGGCCCAUUCCGAAAACCAUAGAGCCUGAACUGCCUGUUGAGGAAGAGGUCGCAGUUGAAGAGCCACCCGAGGAUCAGAAACCUGAUCCUGAUCCUGAUCCUGAUUCUGUUCCUGGUCCCAACGUUCCAGUAGACAGGGGUCAGCGGUUGAAGAAUCUGCUCAUGGACGAAGAGCGCCUAAAUCAACAUCUGAAGCUGAAGCACUUGGUGCUACCAGAGGAUCCGGUAAAAGCCAUCUACCUGCCCCUUUUCCAUCGCCACAAGACUUUGAAAUACUUUCAUAAGAAACAAAAGCCAUCGGCUCAUUGGAAGAGCACUACUAGCUCCACUGCUUGGCGCCAUAGAAAAACUAGUUGGAUUUUGCCCCAAACCAGAUCGUCAGCUUCAUUUAGUACUCUAUUCUACGAUGCCAAGCACUCGCCGUCGGACUUAAACGAUUCGCAUGACGAUUUCCUCACCAGCAAUGAAGGCGUUCUGGGCUUCAACGAGUUGGAAGAUCCAUUUGACAAGCCAAUUGCAAUGGAUGCAGCCGAAGAACGUGUGGAUUUCAGGAGGUUCAUCGACAUAGACUUCGUAUCGCGACACAUCCUGCAGCUAAUGUCGAACAUGAAGCCUAAGAAUAAGAGCAAUCUUAUCGAGAUUCAGCCGCAGAUCACCAACUACAUGGAGCACUUCUACUGGACGCAUUUAACGCACGAUGGUCUGUACUUUCAUUGGUUCGUCAGCGAGGGUUUCUUUCCGGCUCACUAUCUCACCGAGGUGAAGACUGCCAAGGAGCUGGAGGUCAUACCGCAUUGCCAGCUGGACAGGGAUAUUAUGCGGUAUAUAGAUGUGGUAAAUGACGUGAAUGCGAAGAGAAUCAAGUUAACCAGACAAAUGGCGCACCUCAUGGUGACCGCCUACUUUCGCGUUCUAUGCCACAGAGCCCAGUUGGCCACGUGCCCCAUCAAGGAUAGAUGUUUGCUGCGAUGUCGCUUUGCCAUCUCGAUGGUGGAGCUCUAUCAGCAGGAGCGAGGUCGACACAUAUUGCGAGAUCGGGUCGAUUGCUGGCGCCUCAUGAAGUGGGCCCUCAAGCACGAGAGUCGCGUCAAGCAGCUGUACGAUGAGCCCUUGUACUAUGCCGGGGAACGGGCCAGCAUCCAUAGCUGCCUGGUGAUGCGUACCCCCAACUUGGAGUCCUUCAAGGAGUUCUAUCGUCGCCAGGUGCUGCCCAAGCCGGAUGCACUCGCCAUCAAUCCCGUGUUCAACAAAAUCAGGCGUUAUCCGAUCAAUCGCAAGGAUCCUUCUGCCACUUUUGUGUGCCCCAUUCCCGGUUGCCAAACGGGUCUGAACUCGAAAAUACUGAUGGCGCACUUCUUGAGCGAUCACUGUCGCCGUUUGGAGGAACUUUGGCUCACGGAUCGCAUGGUGCUGCUGUUCUAUCCCAGUUCCUAUCCCCCCAAUCAAGUCUACUGCAUUUGCGUGAUCGCCUUGCUGACGCGGAUGCCCAGCCAGAAGGUGCCGAUACCGCAGAAUAUACUGAACGAGGACUUACCCUCGAAAUAUCUAUACUUUAUUGAGCACGGAGCUUGUUUCCUCAUGUUCGCGCCGGUUUCGAGAUUUAUCAUUGAGGGAAAGACGGAGCCAAGUCCGGUUGCUCGUGAAAAAUGUGCCAAAAGGCAUCCAGACACUGUGUUCAUCUUUUGGCUGGCCAUUGCCGAUUACGAACUCAAGGAUGUGGGCUGUCGACUGCUUGUGUAUUGCCAGGAUCACUGUGUCAGGGGUAAAUCCCCAUCGACGUUUGUCAAAAUGUCCGAGUUCAAAGGGGUGACCCAUUUGCUAACGACUCAACCAGAUUGCUAUCUGGCCAUCGAUUAUGGGACCAUGGCCACGCUGACCAAGGACUUCAGGGAGAUGCUCUUCAUCGAGGUGCGAUACGUUAAUAAGUUGUUGGAAGACGCCAACAACUCUGGUGAUGAGUUUUUCUAUGAAUACUACAGGGAGGACCCGUGAAAAAGGCAACUUGAAGCAUAUGUGCACUAAAUCUGGAUUGCAUAUUUGCAUAUAUUUUAAACAUAUUUUAUAUGCCUUAAUGGCAGUUUAUAUCGAAUAAAAAAAAAACACUUUUGGUGGCGGGUAUCAAAA